Messenger RNA from Melitaea cinxia (Glanville fritillary), 747 nucleotides. RefSeq lists its product as uncharacterized. The transcript has a single exon. The record is from RefSeq and is a predicted model, not a curated record. Bases 1 to 747 code for a protein of 248 amino acids. NCBI's taxonomy places the organism in Eukaryota, Metazoa, Arthropoda, Insecta, Lepidoptera, Nymphalidae.
AUGUUUGCAAAAAUAGACAAACUAAUAGCUGAUUCAAUCGGUAAACGUUUUAAGGAGGAUUUUGAAAGCUUACGUAAAGAUAUGAAAUUAAUUUCUGAGCUGACUAAAUCAGUAGAAUUUAUGUCUUCCAAGUUUGAUGAGAUUAACAAAGAACUUUCAGAACUCCGGUCUGAAACAAUUGGACUGCGAGCUGAAAAUGCACAUCUUCGUGAAAAUGUCAUCGAGCUUAACACUAAAAUGUCUCUAAUGGAACAACGUGCACGAGAAAGCAAUAUUGAAGUACAUUGUAUCCCUGAACAUUCGAAUGAGAACUUGGUUAAUUCAAUACUACAGCUCACUAAAGUGGUCGGGUGUCCUAUUGAAGAGAGAGAGAUAUUAGCCUGUUCAAGGGUAUCAAGAAUCAACACAAAGUCUACUAGACCUAGAUCAACUAUUGUAAAACUAGCCUCACCAAGGGCUCGAGAUAGUGUGCUUGCUGCUUAUUACAAGUACAACAAACUUAAUCCAUCUAAUAAGUUAAGUAGUUCUGAUCUGGGUAUUGGGGGUGACAAACAACCAAUUUAUCUUAUGGAGCACCUGUCACCGAACAACCGUGCACUGCACGCCCAAGCUCGCAUAUUUAAAAAUGACAACCAGUACAAAUACGUUUGGGUUCGUAAUGGACGAGUAAUGUUAAGGAAAGACGAUUCGUCUGCAGCGGUGUGGGUAAAAAAUACCGAAACUCUGAAAAACUUAAUUAAUAAGUAG